CUAAAUAAAAAUAAAUUCAAGCCGGCUGAAGAACAAAUCGACUUUUUGCAGGAUUGCCAUGAAUUAGGUACUGCAGAAUGGAUAUAAUAUUUUCUCAGGAUGUGCACGAUGCGCAGAAGUUCCUGGAUUGCGCGGAGAAGCUGGAGUACGACGAGUUCUCGGCGAAAAUGUUUGUAUUCAGCAAUGGGCACAGCGACGUGGAUGUGUUUGAGCUAAUGGGCAAUGACCGGUUGUCGCAGUUAAUCUACGGAUGGGAGGUGUGCCACCUGCCCACCAGGGAUUCUGAGUCCUUAAAGGACCCAGCGCUGCGUCACAUUGUCCGGGUUUUGGCCCACCACUCGCUGCAGAUGUGGUUUAGUCAGGAGUGGAGGUCCUGCUCUGAAGGUCUGAAGCACCUGUUGCUCUACAGCCUCACCAAGGCGGUGCCGGCGUUCUACCAGAUUGGUGAGCUGGCCAAUAUCAACUGGUCGUACAUUCUGCAGUUCCAGACGAAGCCCUGGAGCCUCUCCUACCUGCAGCAGCUUUUCCUUAACCUUAAGGUGAACAAGCACCACGCCAUCGAGCACACAGUUACUGCGGCAUCAGGAGAAGACAUAGCUUUCCUGGUACAGGAAGGUCUAUCUCUGGCCCUGCUGCGACUUAUACAGCUUUUUAACGCCGGCAACUUUGAGGCCGUGAAACAGCUGGCGCUUCGGAUGCUGGCGGCUUGGCUGAAAGCCCACGAAAAUGCCCCAUUUGUGUCCUAUGAAGGGGAUAAAAACUCAAUCACACUAAUCGGUCAUCUAUACCUCUUGACUGUAUUUGUAAGAGAUGAAAAUCGGGGUUAUGUGAUUGAUAAUUUGAUGUACAACAUACGGUUCUAUGCCCAGACGAUGCAGGAAGCUUCGAUCUUACAUGACAUUAACCUUACGCCGGCUCGACUUAUUGCCCAAGUUUGUGUGCGUCUUCGACUCGGAAAGAAUGGGUUCUUUGAGCAAAUUGGGUUUAGGAAAUUCAAACUCAGUCUGGUCACUUCUUUUGCCGUCAUGCUGGAGGUCUACUCCAGCUAUGUGCUGGGAAAUCUCUUGAUGGAGCUUCAGGCACUCAACGAAAACGAUUUUUUGGAGCACUUGCCACAGUUUAAAGAGCUAAUGUAUCGCUAUGUAGAGGAGCGGGAGAGCAGCGAGCGCUUCCUUCUAGAGGAGCUGAAGAAGAUGGAAAACCAGCGAAACAGCCACUUUCAACCACAUGUAGUAGAGUUUAAUCUCAACUACCAGCAGCAAAUAUGCAAGGGGAACCGAGCCAGCAAUAUUGGCAACUACAAGAACUGUGAUGACGACGAAAAAGUUCCACCUGAGGUGGACGAGGAACAAGAUAGACAAAUAGAUCCGGUAUUUCAGAAUGUUCCAAACAAUGAGGAAGUGUUGAGCUUUGUGUACAAACUGCUGGCAGAGCGGAAUUUUUCAGGCUGGAAAUUCGCUAAGAUUGCCCUACUGCUGAAGAUUAUUGGGCAACAGUUGAAUGCAAUAGAAAUAUGGAAAUAUCAUCCCGGACUGACCGUUGAUUUUAUGCUUAACUUGGAGCAAAAGAUGUCUGCCAACUAUGCUGACCUGGCAAAAGUGUUCUCUGAUCAUGGAUUUAUGGAGGCAGAAUUCUGGCUGACUGCUUUCUACCUCCACCCCACAUCAUCAAAUUAUAACGAAGUGAGGCGAUGUUCGCGGAUCAAGAAAAAGCGACAGGAGGAGGACUGGCUCCCUGCAACAACACCUCACAACGUCAAGUACGAACUGCUAAGCUCCACGAUCGAUGUGGACGAGAUUGUGACCAUAACGAACCAUAACGCUCCAGUGGCCGACUACGAUCCUAUAUACAAGUCGCUGCAGGCGCUGCGGCUGCCUCGCAGCAUGAUCAAGGACCUUCUGACCGUGAUCUUUCAACCACGGAACAAACGAUACUCAUGGGCCCUCGAUUGGCACACGCUACACGAGCGUUGCCAUGCCCUACUCAAAAGCCAGGACCUGAAGAGAAAAUUUGUGUCUCUCAACAUGGCCGAGGCAGGCGACGACUUGAAGUAUCUCCAGAUCGACUAUGCCAAGUACAGGGAUCGACCACAGUUGGACUACGGAACCAUAGAAGAGGGCUACGAGAAUGCGGCCACUCUUCCGGAGGCUGAGGAAGAAGCUGAACCAACGCCAGGAGUGGACGAUGAAGUUGAGAAAGCCAAGGAGCAGAAAAAGCGGCGGCCCGCCAAACGCAAAUUUUGGGAUGAAGUGUUUUCGGAAGACGAGGAGGAGGCUGCCUCAAGCGAUUCGGAGCCCUACUACACAGGAAAUGGCCGUCGAACCCGAAUUAGAGCCGCAGCCAUGGUAGCCAAUGCCAUGUUGUCUGACAUGGAUCGAAGUGUGCGCGGUGGGCGACGAUCGAGCUCUCCAGAGACAUCGGAACACCAAUUUGAUACACGGGCCGUCCUCGAGGAGCAGCCAGAAAUCGCAGUCGAGCCUCCAAAACAACUGUGUCCACCAGAAACGUCUACCAGUAGCAAAAAGCGUACAAUUGGCGAUCUGAUGGAGGCACGAACGAAGUUUAGCAACGAAACCGGCGGUUUUAAGGCGUUCUCCGACAUAUGGAGUUUUGAGAAGGAAGAGCUGCAGAAUGUGGUCUGCGAGAGCAACAACCUGAUGGAGUGCAGCUCGGUCCUAAGCAAAUUCAAGAACUGGAAGACCCUUAAAAUGGCGACCGCAGCAAAGGCACCCAUGCAGCCAUGUCCACAGCCCGUGGGAAAAAUCGUUCGCACCGGAUCGGAAACUGAGAGCGUAAACUCCGAAACUUCUACGAUGGCUACGCACGACUUCAACGAAGAGGAGGUCAGUGAAGGUUCCCCCGGUGUAAGUAAAGAGCUAACACCCUCGCCGCUCAAAAAGACUGAUUUUACCACGGACCCAGAAGUGUUGCAGCCCACAGGUGAAUUUGAGACGCAUAUGAUCCAUGAGGCCUUAGGAACUACAACGGUGUCACAGAAGGCUGUGGACUCUCAGGGACUGGCAACCAGACAUGCGGCCGAAAAGCCAAAAGAAACUGGACCAACUAAAAACUCCUUAGAAGACGGACAACUGGAAAGGGAUCUGCCGAAUACCAGGAAACAAAAAGAGAAGCUUAUCAACAUGCAGCGCUUAGGAAGUGCUGGGCUACCUGAUGACAUGGCAACGCCAACAGAAACCGGGACGGAAACCGACACCGCGGAGGAGACACUUCUGUGGGAUGGCGGUGAUGAGAACCCAAGGAACAAGCGCUUAAGACUUGACACAGUGAACGACGAACCCAAUUCCAGAUCUCCUGCAAGUGAUACCAUGGAAAUGGAGAGAAAUCGUCUCAUCAACGAGUGCCUGACGCGUUCUGUUCAAGUGAGCUUAACCAGGCUGACACCACAGGACAUAGAAAAACUUCGGGGAGUUAGAGUUCGUGUUAAGCGAACCAACUUGGUAAAUUUCUAUCACGACCAGACGCGUCGCAGCCAAAGAAGGCUCGCAGCGAGUCUGAACAGCCAGAGUCGCUCCCACACCGAAGACAGCAAUGCAUCCUCAAACAGCUACGACGACCGUAAAUAUGGUAGACGCCGCUUCAAGAAGUUUGUGCACAUCACUUCGGACUCGCCAGCUCCUUCGGAAUCGUCCACUCCAUCGCCUCCAAUGAUAGUCAAGCCGGUCUUCAAGCACAUAACUUCCGAUUCCUCAACGGAUCUCGAGGAGGUGCCCCGGUCUAUUCCUGCGAUUAGAAGACGAGGACACGUUCGAGGACGGAGCGGGCCAAAGUGUAAGACGCAGCCAACUUUACGACGAACGCCGUCCUUUCAGCCGGAUGUGAUCGAGCUGUCCUCGGACUCCCUUUCCUCCAACUCACCAAUUCCAGCAGCUAACCACCCGAUGAUUCACUUCACUCAUGCCAUGGAAAUGGAUCCGCUUUACGAGGAGGCCAUCAUACCAUUUUAACACGCUGUUGACAAGUCGAGCCUGCUUUCGAGCCGGAGGCGAUGUUCUACGUGCCCGGAACGAAUGCCGGCGAAGGGAUGUUCGGAGGUUGCGCCGUGCAGAACGAUGGAAAAGCAGAGGGUGCAAGGAAGAUGGAGAAUAGCUGGGAAAAUCGAAUUUGCCUCGCUUGUUAGAAUGCAAUUAGCCUGGGGCACAUUCGGUAUUUGCUUUGGCUAGCAAAACGCCAAGAUUUUUAUGAAAUUAUUUACGUGUACAUCUGUUUGACCAAGUUUCCGGCUCCGGCUUUGUAUUUCGCUUUUUAUUUGGACUGUGUCGACGCCCGAAGGCCUUAAAAAAGAACUCUCAUCGAGUCCUGGCCGACACUCAAUGGGAAAAGCAAACGCAUCCGCUCUUCAAUUAACUGCCUAAUUGAUGUGCAUUGUGGUUCUAAAGAACCAAAUUAGCUACACGCGGCGGAGAGCUCCAUGACAAGUAUGACGACGGCGGCGACACGUGGCUGCUGGUGUGAAAUUUAGUGGCAAUAUAUAUAUACAUGUAUAUGAAUCACUAAGUGGUUUGAAGUGGAAAAGCCGGGCAAGGAUUAUGAUUAUUCUCAUGUAGGAGAAGUUCUUAGUAGUAUUUAGCUCUUAUAUAAGGACAUUGAUACAAAUUACCAUUAAUUUUGUUUAAUACUUUAAUAUAAAAUUAUGUGUAACUAGCAAGAACACGUAUUGUUUCUGAU
This is a messenger RNA of Drosophila teissieri, 4686 nucleotides long. RefSeq lists its product as uncharacterized. Lineage: Eukaryota; Metazoa; Arthropoda; Insecta; Diptera; Drosophilidae. The transcript has 6 exons. The coding region runs from base 78 to 3965 and encodes 1295 amino acids. The record is from RefSeq and is a predicted model, not a curated record.